AUGAGCAAGGCCCUGGGUCGAAUCUCCAAAUCACCCUUCACAUGCAGGAUAGAAGGGGCUGAACUUCCUCGACGAUUCCAUCAACCUACUUUCACUAUGUACAACGGUCGAACAGAUCCCGUAGAGCACGUGAGCCAGUUCAACCAAAGGAUGGCUGUCCAUUCCAAAGACGAAGCUCUGAUGUGCAAAGUGUUUCCAUCCAGCCUAGGACCGAUGGCGAUGAGGUGGUUUGAUGGCCUUAGGCCAAACUCCAUAGACUCUUUUAAGCAACUGACUCAGGCCUUUGGCUCACGCUUCAUCACGAGCAGCUGGGUACCUCGGCCUUUGGAUUCCCUCUUGUCUUUAUCCAUACGAGAGGGAGAGACCUUAAAGGCCUACUCAGAUAUGUACUGGGAGAUGUACAAUGAGAUAGAGGGCAAUUGUGAUGAUGUCACCAUCAGUACCUUCAAAAGCAGCCUUCCAACUAAGCACGGUUUAAGAAAAUCUCUAAUAGGGAAGCCUGUUACCAGCCUACAUCAACUCAUGGACAGAAUCGACAAGUAUAACAGGGUUGAAGAGGACCAGCAGUUGGGUAAGGGUAAAGCGAAGGUUGUCCCUCAGCAGAGGAGGGAUUGCAGGUCAGACUGA
Quercus robur (English oak) is the source of this 627-nucleotide messenger RNA. RefSeq lists its product as uncharacterized. NCBI's taxonomy places the organism in Eukaryota, Viridiplantae, Streptophyta, Magnoliopsida, Fagales, Fagaceae. The transcript has a single exon. The record is from RefSeq and is a predicted model, not a curated record. The coding region runs from base 1 to 627 and encodes 208 amino acids.